Messenger RNA from Drosophila takahashii, 496 nucleotides. It is a transcript of the gene SNCF, whose product is annotated as SoxNeuro Co-Factor. The record is from RefSeq and is a predicted model, not a curated record. NCBI's taxonomy places the organism in Eukaryota, Metazoa, Arthropoda, Insecta, Diptera, Drosophilidae.
AUGCAGCACACCGUGAUUGAACAGCACAAAUCGAGCCGUAAGGCGGAGAAAUCCAGCCGCAGAUCGGAGAAGAAACGUUCCGACAAGCCGCACAAGGUGAAGACCCACGAUCCGCUGAAGAAACAGAAGAAGCGGGCCUUGAAAAAGCUCCGCCGCAAUGCGGCAACCGUGAAUUUUCCGUACCAACUCUUCUUGUACCGCCAGGAACUGAAGCGAGCCAGCGCCGAUUUCUCCUAUCUGCGCCUCUCGAAGGCCAAGAUCGUCCUGACUUCGCAGCUGAUCGCCAAGAAGAUGGGCACCUGCAAUCCCAUGAGCAGUGUGGAUGAACUGAAGGAACUCAGCCGGGAGGUGCAGUUCCAGAAGCGCCUCUGCCAUCAGGUGGAGCGACUCCAGCAGUUCCGCCAACUGGGCCUCACCGAGAUGAUCCUCAACGGCAAGAAGACGACCCUGUAAUCGGUGGAAAUCGCAAGGAGCGCGUACUCUGGGACAGGCUGUU